AUGGCCCCAAGACGUCGACCCUCUACUCCAGUUGUCCCUGAGGGAAAUCAAGCCGAUCAGGCUGAUCUUGCAGAAGCAAUUAGGGAGCUAGUAGCUCAUAAUCGCCAGAGGGAUGGGCACCAUCAGGUUGCCAGGUCGGCUAAUGUGUCUGAUUUUCGGAAGCUCAACCCUCAACACUUUGCUGGGACUGAAGGCGGAUAUGAGGCCGAGAUGUGGUUGCAGACCAUGGAUCGCUUAUUAAGGGCAGCAAAAAUACCAGAUGAAGACCGAGUAGAUAUUGUGCAGCUACAGCUCGUUAAUGUAGCAAGGACCUGGUGGGACGCAGAGGAGGAGAAGCUGCCUCAGCCAAUUUCGUGGGAGACAUUUCGGGAGAGUUUCCUAGAGACAUUUUUUCCAAAGACAUCUCGUCUUGAUAUGCAGAGGCAAUUUGCAAUGCUGAGACAGCGAGCUAAUACUGUAGAUGAGUAUGCAGCCGAAUUUGCCAAGCUCAGCCGGUUUGCUCCGGGGAUGAUAUCAAAUGAGGUGGAUAAGGGACAAAGGUUUAUGCAGGGUCUAAAUUUUGAGAUCCAGACUCAGAUUUACAGUCAGAAGGGGGUAGAUACCUAUGCUGAUGUCCUAGAGGCAGCUCAAAAAGCAGAACAACUAAUUGGGAUCAUGAACUCGGUGAGGAGAGGGGCUAACAAGCGUCAUGCAGGACAGACCUCGGGGAGUAACCAGCAGAAACCUCAGACGGGAGGAGCACCAGCCAAGCGCCAACAGACAGGAACUUCGAGACCAGCUCCACAACCAACCAACAUGGUUUGCCAUUAUUGUAAAAAGCCGGGGCACUUGAUGAAGGAUUGUUGGAAAGCUAAUGGGUUGUGCUUAAUAUGUGGGGCAGCAGAUCAUCAGCUUACCACUUGUCCUAGUAGAAGAGUUCCAGGAGGAGCUUCAGGUGGAGCGAUAGUACCCAGGCGCCCAGGGCAAUACGAUCAACAAGCUCAGCAGCAGCAGAGACAAGGUCAGGUUUUGACACUUACUGCUGAGCAGGCAGACACAUCUGGUGAUGUAGUCACAGGUACCAUUUUGGUUUAUUCAGUCCCUGCAUUUACCCUAUUUGAUUCUGGGGCAUCGCAUUGUUUUAUAUCUGCUCAGUUCAUUGCACGACACACUAUACCAUGUGAUAAAUUAGAUGCAAGCUGGAAUAUCCAUACUGGUAGUGGGGUGUUAACAUCUAGUAGGGAGUGUAAGAAAUGCCCAGUGGUAGUUUGUGGUAGGGAGCUAUUUGCAGACUUGUUGGUAAUUGACACUAAUAGGUUCGAUGUUAUUUUGGGAAUGGACUGGCUCUAUAACUUCUACGCGACGAUCGACUGCCGACGCAGAAGUGUAGUGUUCAAGAUACCAGAUCACCCAGACUUUGAAUUCAUGAGUGGUAGCAAAGUGAUGGAGCAUCCAGAGUAUCGAGCUGGCGUGGAGGGAGUAUUAACUUGCAUAGAGGUUGAGGAGAAGCCUAUACCAGAAAUUGUCAAGGAGUUCCUUGAUGUUUUUCCUAAUGAGUUGCCGGGUCUGCCACCAGAUAGAGAUAUAGAGUUCGUCAUUGAUCUUAUUCCAGGGGUUUCACCUAUCUCAAAACCACCUUAUCGAAUGCCGAUAGCAGAUUUAGAGGAGUUGCGGAAGCAGGUCCAGGAGUAUUUGGAUAAGCAAUUUAUCAGGCUUAGUACUUCACCCUGGGGGGCACCUAUGGUGUUAGUGCCAAAGCCGGAUGGUAGCUGA
This is a messenger RNA of Asparagus officinalis (garden asparagus), 1752 nucleotides long. RefSeq lists its product as uncharacterized. Bases 1 to 1752 code for a protein of 583 amino acids. Lineage: Eukaryota; Viridiplantae; Streptophyta; Magnoliopsida; Asparagales; Asparagaceae. The record is from RefSeq and is a predicted model, not a curated record. Gene Ontology annotation, molecular function: nucleic acid binding; zinc ion binding. The transcript is spliced from 2 exons.